GAAGCUGGGAAGUCCGGUUGCUAAGGCUCGGUAAGUUGAGCUGAGGAGCCAAAGCUAGAAGUUGUGAGUGCGGAUUCCCUGUGAUUCCUCUGGGACCUGCACCGUCGGCAGUCGCGUGUUGCUGACUUAGGUGUAGACGACGCGGCGGGUGUCGAGGGGACGCGAAAACUCCCCGGAGCCGCAGUCUCCGCGGGGCGGCCUGGGAAAGUCAGCAGUCAGCCUCGCGGUGGCGGGAACCGCAGCCCGGGGUCCCUGGAACCUCCCAGGUCUCAGUGAUCACCCAGACCUGCUCCCCUGUGCAGCCGAACAAAGAGAUCAGGAAGGUGGAGAGGGAGGAGACGGUAGCUAAGGAUCCAGUCACUCCAAGUUAUGGAUUCACAUCUGAAGAUUAGGAGCUAGGAACUUCCUAUGAGAGAGAACAUGCAAUGUCUUUCUGAGUCUGAGUUACCUCACUCAGUAAGAUCCAGCCAUUCAACUUCAAAGCUCAAGAUUUCAAUUUUUACAGUGUGAAAUUAUAGCAAGCUAUCUAUUCAUUGCUCCUGAAAGAGAAACUGGAAGAAGAGAAGCAGUAAGAAAUGACUGAUUCUCCAUUUAAUCUGUCCCAGGGUCUGUUGACUUUCGGGGAUGUGACUGUGGACUUCUCCCAGGAGGAGUGGGAAUGCCUGGACUCUGCUCAGAGGACUUUGUACAUUGAUGUGAUGUUGGAGAAUUACAGCAACCUGGUCUCUGUGGAGAAUGAUUACAUAUGUGAUCCUGUCUAUCAGCAUGUGAAUAAAGAAGAGGAGUCUUCUCAGUGUAAUGAGCUUGGCAAAAUGCUUCAUGACCCCUCCACAUGUGCACUUUCUAGAACAAGUGAAACUACAGAAAACUCCAAUAACUACAGAUGCAGUAAUCACAGGGAGGACUCAAUUGACUCUUCAAACCCAGAUAGACAUGAAAGCGUGCACACUGGAGAAGAACCUUGGAAAUCUAAAGACUGCAAGAAAUCCAACGUUACUCAAGAUCAGAAAAUCUACACUGCAAAGAAAGAGCACAGGCAGGGAGAAUAUGCUGACUCUUUUCUUAAUGCAUUCAGUGUUAUGCAGCAAACAAUCUGUAAUAGAGAGAAACCACACCAGUGUGAAGAAUGUGGGAAAUACUUCAGUAAUUCCACAAGCCUCUCUGUGCACCAGAGAAUACAUACUGGAAAGAAACCCUACAAGUGCAAUGUUUGUGACAAAUCUUUCACCCAGUGCACAAAUCUUAAAGCACAUCAAAGAACUCAUACUGGAGAGAGACCUUAUGUAUGCAGAGAAUGUGAAAAGUCAUUUCGUCACUUGUCAGCACUUAAAAGCCAUCAGAAAAUGCAUACAGGAGAGAAGCCUUACAAAUGUAAGGAAUGUGACAAAUCCUUUUCCCAGGGCUCAAGUCUUAAAACGCAUCAAAGACUUCAUACUGGGGAGAAACCUUACAAAUGCAGAGAAUGUGGAAAGUCAUUUCCUCAGUCCUCAGCACUCAAAAGCCAUCAGAAAUUGCAUACUGGAGAGAAGCCUUACAAAUGUAAGGAAUGUAACAGAUCCUUUGCCCACUAUUCUAGUUUCAGGAGACAUCAGAAAAUCCAUACUGCUGAGGAACAUUCUGAUUAUGAAGUAUUGUGGCAAGGUCUUUCAUCAGCUUUCACACUGUAGAAGCCAUUACUGAUAGUAUGCUGGAGAGGACCCUUACAAAUGCAAUGACCGUGACACAGAUUCUUUACCCACUAUUAAUCAUUUAAAAGGCACCAUAAAAAUCAUUCUCUAGAGAUAUUGUAUAAUUGCAAAGAUUGUGUUAAGUCAUUUCUUGAAAUAUGACAUCUUAAAAGGCAUUACAGAAUCCAUACUGGAGAGAAAGGUUAGAAAUGUGAGGUAUUGUGGCAAAUCCUUAACCUAGGACUCACAUCUUAGAACGCAUCAGAGUGUUCAUACUGGAGAGAGACCUUACAGAUGUAAGGAAUGUGACAAGUCUUUUUUUUUUUUUUUUUUUU
Molecule: messenger RNA, 2002 nt
Organism: Arvicola amphibius (Eurasian water vole)
Lineage: Eukaryota; Metazoa; Chordata; Mammalia; Rodentia; Cricetidae
Product: zinc finger protein 54-like
Exons: 6
Coding region: 576-1667 (363 amino acids)
Biological process (GO): regulation of DNA-templated transcription
Source: RefSeq, a predicted model, not a curated record